ACACAGAGGUUAUCGCCUGCAUCCCAACCCUCAAACACAAACCACCACUACCUGCCACGUACCCCAAAAAGAAAAAUGCCAAUCCUGUUAGCCAAUGAAUGUGAGAAAGCAAUGAAUCUCUAAUAUGUAAAAACCACAGGGUAUUAAACUCCCCGCCUCCAGGCUCCAAAACCCUGCAGCGUUAAUGCGUUAAUACGUGCCUCCAAAACCCUACACCGUUAAUCCGUUAUAUAUGGAGAGGUCUGCGACUCUACGUCCCAAUUCAACAAUGGCUUCUGCUGGACGACUCCUAGGUCCACCGGCCGCUGGAUACCGCUCUUCCACACAAAACGCCAGUGUUGGCUCUAUAGUAUCCCGAAUCAACGAUCUCCAUCUCACCGGAAAACUACUUAACGACGAUGAUGACGGUGGUUCCUAUGGAUACCUAUAUACGAUGGGUCGGACGGAAAACUUCUCUCCGACGUUUUUGUCGACCGGAAACCCCUGCCUGGACUUCUUCUUCCAAGUGGUGCCCGAUACUCCGUCGGAGUAUCUGAUCCAACAGCUCCCUCUGGCCUGGGCCCACGACGCCUUGACUACCCUGAAGCUGAUCUGCAAUCUCAGGGGCGUGAGAGGCACCGGGAAGUCCGAUAAAAAAGGGUUCUACACCUCUGCUCUUUGGCUCCACAAAACCCACCCUAAAACCUUGGCUCUCAAUGUCAAGGCACUUGCCGAUUUCGGGUAUCUCAAAGACUUGCCCGAGAUUCUCUAUCGGCUUCUCGAAGGCCCCAAGGUCCGAGAACUUGCAAAGCAAGCCUGGGAGAAUAAGAAGUUGAUGAAAAAAAUUGAACGGAGAUGUGCACGUUUUAACCGGCGAAGGGCAAGUUUUUUCCCGGAAACGAAGUCCGUGAAAUUUAAGAGAGGAGGUGGUAAGGGGAAGAGGAGGGUUGCUUCGAGGGAGAAGAAGAUAUCGAAGUAUGUGGAUAAGGAGAAAGCUAAGGAUUUGAGGAAAGAGAGGCUGAUUUCUAUGGCUGCAAAGGCUUUGGAUAGGUAUAACAACGACUCUGAUUACCGGUUCCUUUUCGAUUGCGUUUGCGAUUUGUUUGCAGAGCUUUUGAAAUCGGACUUGGCGUUUUUGGGUCGUGGGGAGGUUCAUAAGAUUAGUCUUGCUGGUAAAUGGUGCCCAACGAUCGAUUCGUCGUACGACAAGUCGUUGUUGAUCUGCGAAGGGAUCGCGAGGCGGGUUUUCCCGAGAGAAGAGUACGAGGGAAUCGAGGAGGCGCAUUAUGUGUACAGGGUUAGAGAUAGAUUGAGGAAACAAGUUCUUGCUCCGUUGCAUAAGGCGUUGCAGUUGCCGGAGGUCUACAUGACCGCCAAUGAGUGGAACGCGUUGCCGUAUGACAGGGUUGCUUCGGUGGCCAUGAAGACUUACAAGUGGCAGUUUAAGAAGCACGAUAAGGAGAGGUUUGGGGAAUAUCUUGAGAAGGUGAAGAGUGGGAAGGCUAAGAUUGCCGCUGGGGCAUUGCUUCCCCACGAGAUUAUCGAGUCGCUGCGGUAUGGUCAUCUGGAUUAUUAUGAUGAGGAUAGUGAUCAUGAGGAUGGUGAUCAUGAGGUUGGUGAUGAGGUGGCGGAGCUUCAGUGGGAAAGAAUGGUGGAUGAUGUUGCCAAGAAAGGGAGGCUCAAGAAUUGCAUUGCGGUUUGUGAUGUUUCUGGGAGUAUGAAUGGGACUCCGAUGGACGUGUGCGUGGCGCUGGGGCUUUUAGUUUCGGAGCUCAGUGAAGAGCCUUGGAAGGGGAAAGUGAUUACGUUUAGUGCGAAUCCUCAGCUUCAUUUGAUUAAGGGGGAUUCUCUUUUGGCCAAGAUUGAAUUCAUAACGAAGAUGGAGUGGGGUUAUAAUACAGACUUUCAGAAAGUUUUUGACCAAAUGUUGCAAGUUGCGGUGGAGGGCAAGCUGACAGAAGACCAACUGAUCAAGAGGGUAUUUGUUUUCAGUGAUAUGGAAUUUGAUCAGGCGUGCGGUUCGAAUUCAUGGGAAACAGAUUAUCAAGUUAUACAGAGGAAGUUCCGGGAGAAAGGAUACAACAGAGUGCCGGAGAUUGUGUUUUGGAACCUUCGGCACUCGUCUUCAGUUCCAGUUGUUGCGAGGCAGAGUGGGGUGGCGCUUGUGAGUGGGUUUUCAAAGAAUAUGUUGACUAUCUUCUUGGAUGAAGGUAGGAUUCAGACUCCUGAGGAUGUGAUGGAAUUAGCCCUCUCUGGUGAAGAGUACAAGAAGCUUGCUGUAUAUGAUUGAGAUUUAAUGCAAGGUGUUGGCUGCAAGAGCUUUGGGUCAACUCUGUUCUUACAUUUUCAUCAUACAGUCUCGAUUUGAUUGUGAAAUCAUGUAAUUUGAAGGACAUCCUUCAGAGUUUAGACAUGUCAUUUGAAGGCACUAGU
Molecule: messenger RNA, 2412 nt
Organism: Alnus glutinosa
Lineage: Eukaryota; Viridiplantae; Streptophyta; Magnoliopsida; Fagales; Betulaceae
Exons: 2
Coding region: 233-2269 (678 amino acids)
Source: RefSeq, a predicted model, not a curated record